AUGAAAACAGUUUUAGGCCUUCUGACCAUCAUCUUGGGGUUAUGUUAUUGCAGUACUAUAGAAACAACAACCCCAUGUACUUGCUAAUAGCUAACUUAAAAUGAUUGUAUAAAAAAUAGUGGGUGUGCUUGGAAUAAAACGUGUGAUGUCAAAACUAUCACUUAAACUAAAUCAAUCAAUUAUUGCAGUUACUUAAAUGAAUAACAAUGUCAAUCAGAUGACGUAUGUUAAUGGGUGAACAGUUAAUGCACUUUUUUUACAGGAUGCACAGCUUACAAAUUAACGUCCGAUAGGGAAUGCAAGAGCAUUAAUAAGAGAUGCUAUAAAUCUGAUCUUAAGAAAUGUAUAGAAUUAAGUGAAUGUGUCGAUUACACAGAUCCAAUCAUUUGUUUUAUGGAUGUUAAUUAAAGAUAUUGUUAUUGGGAUACGAAAAUCAAUAGAUGCUCAAAGGCACUGGAUUGUCAGUCCUAACCCUCUGCUUUGGAUACAGAUGCUAAAUGUAGAUCCUAGAUUUCAACUUGUACUGCAAAACCAGGUGGUGGAUGUAUGGAUGCAUAUUAGGGUUGUUCUGACAUCACUCUAGAGAUCUAAUGUUUUUAUAAUAAAGACCAAUCAUCUCAAUGUUUUUGGGACAAUUCUGUGAAUCCUCCUUUGUGUAAAGUAAAAAUUUGUGAAAACGCUCCUGCUACCUUGAAAACUGAUGAACUAUGCAAAUCAUUUCUACCGUAAUGCACAACUAAGAUAAAUGGUGGUUGUGCCUAAAGAUCGACAUGUGAUGCAGCAACUACUAGAAAUGCUUGUAUUAAAGAUCAAUAAGGAAAUGAUUGUUUUUGGGUGGAUGGCUUUUGCAAAUAAAAAUUAUGUAACAAUGCUACCAAAGAAAUUGUUACUAAUGUGGGUUGUUAAUCAAUUAGUUAGGAUUGCAUAACAAAGUCAGGUGGUGGUUGUAUGACUAAUGGGGAGUGUUCCACUGCCAAUAUUGACUACGCUUGCAAAGUCAACAUAAGAGGCGAACAAUGUUUUUGGGAUUCUGUGGCUCAAUAAUGCAAAGAUAAAACUUGUACUAAUGCUCCUUAGAAUCUGAGCACAUAUGAAUAAUGUAGUAAGUUUUUAGAAACCUGCACUGUUAACUCGCUUAAAUAAGGAUGCGAAGAUAGGACUUGUGAAAAUGCCCCUGUAUUUGUCACUACUCUUGAUGGGUGUUAAGAUUAUUAUAAUGAAUCUUGCAUUCCAAAAUAAAAUGGUGGAUGUGUUACUAUCAAUACAUGCGAGGAAAUUCUAUUAGAACUAAGUUGUGUUAAAGAUAAAUUAAAGCGUCCUUGUUUUUGGAAUGAAGGAAAAUGCUUACUAAAAAUAUGCACUAAUAUUCCUAAAACUAGUUAAAAACCUGUUACUCUUGACCAUUCCAAGUGUAAUGAGUUUAUGUAAACAUGCACAUACAGUUAAUCAAGUAACAAUUGUAUUAAUUACACAUGUGACAAUGUUUAAGAUAAUACCAUAUGCUUAUAGAAUCAACAAUGCUAUUAUCGUGAAACUUGCUACACCAAAACAUGUUUCACUGCCCCACUCUCUUAUGCAACUCAUUAAUAAUGCUUCCUAUAUAAGAACACAUGCACUCUGGCUCCAUCAGGAUAAGGGUGUUCAAUUAUGUUAUAAACAUGCAGUCUAUACAAAAACAAAACAUAAUGUGUUUAAUCUGUUGCUACUGCAUGUUAAUGGUCAGAUGAUGCUUGCGUUGAAAGAUAAUGUAAUCUAGCUGAUAUUUCAUAUAAUACCACUUUAAAAUGUCAGUAAUAUUUAACUGGAUGUGUAGUAAAUAACUAACAACAGGGAUGUAUUCCAGAAAUAAAAAAAUGUGAGGAUAGUUCGAUCCAACAGAACUGUACUUUAGAUGUAUGCGAAUGGAAAACCAAUAAAUGUGUUACUAAGUAAUGCAGUAAUCAAAAGACCAAUUGUUUAUCAUAUAAGACUCCAAUAUAGUGCAUUAACAAUGAUGGCAGCACUUCUUGUAUGGAUGUACCAAAUACUUGUACAUUAUUACCAAAGGAAUAUUGUAAACCUGCAUAAUCUUAUGACUUGAUUAAGAAAUAUUGUUUUAUUUAAAAUGUAGUUAAUUGUGUAGAACUAACUUUAGAAACUGAAUGCAGUAGUUAUAGUGACUCAAUGUAUUGCAUCAAAAGAAAUAACAAUAAAGGUAAUUGUGUUUGGGUAGAUGGGGAUUGUUACAAUGAUGAUUGUACUCAAUUGCCCAAUACAUUGACAUCAUCAUCAGAGUGUUAAACAGCAAUUCCAAGAUGCAUCCUGAACAAUUCAGGCGAAGGAUGUACUAAUAAGAAUGAAUGUUCGGCAUAUAAUGAUAAAAAUUGUGAUUAAUUGGAUAAAAAUGGUUAUGAAUGUGUUUAUAAGAAUAGUCAAUGUCAAAAGAAGUCUUGUGCAACCAGUGACGCUACUAAUCACACUGAUUGCUAUAAGUAUUUGUCAACAGGCACAAAAUGCACUGUGAAUAGCAAUGGCAACGGGUGUAUUGAAUUGACAUCAUGUUCUAAUUAUAGCAAGGAAUCAUAAUGCGUUAUUAGUAAUUUAUCAAAGGUUUGUUAUUGGAGUAAUGGUAAAUGUUUUGAGAAGAAAUGCUCUUUGGAGACAACUUCCACAACCCAUGACUAAUGUUAAGUAUUUAUGAGUGGUUGCACUCUAGAUACAAAUACAAAUCUGGGAUGUACCGAAUUCCCUGAGUGUUAAUAGAUUUAAGAUCCAUCAGUAUGCAAUUCCAAUCCUAAAUGUGUAUAUCUGUCUAACAAUUGCAUCAUAAAGACAUGUGAAAAUGCCAUAUUAACUGAAUAUAAUAACACGAGUUGUAGCAGUUUGCCAUUUGAAGGUUGCGCUUUCGAUAGUAACUUCUGCAGUACAAAGACAUGUGCUCAGUAUGAAUUCAGCACUGAUGAGUAAUGCAGUUAAUAGAAUUCAAAUUGCACAACCAAUGGAAAGACGUGUACAGAAAGGUUAGAUUGUAAUAAGGCUGUUGCAGAACAAGGGUGCAAAAAGGACAUAUUUGGUAAUUAUUGCCAAUGGAAUGAAAUUUCUAAGACUUGUACUUUAAGAAAUUGUACAACUGCACCCACUUCGUUAACAACUGAAACUUAAUGCUAACAAUAUUACGAUGGUUGCACAACUAAGUUAGGUGGAGGAUGCACAACUAAAUCUACUUGUUCAGCUGCAAAUGUCUAAGCUGCAUGUAAUACUUCGAAACAUGGAGAAGUAUGCAGUUGGGAUGAUACCAUCUAACAAUGUAGAAAUUAAUCUUGUGUUGAUUUCAAUGGAAGUGAUUACAAAACAUGCAAUAAGCAGAACAGCAAAUGCACGACUAAUGGGUUAGGUAAAUGCUUUGAAAUUGCGUAUUGUAGUUAAUAUCUUAAUGCUUAAUCUUGCAUAAUGGGAGGAGAUGGCCCUUGUCUAUGGGUUAAUGGAUAAUGCUAUUUAUAUAGAGAUUGCACUAGUAUCAAAUUCAAAACACAUUAAGAAUGCCAAAAGGUAAGUGAUAAAUGCACCACAGAUGGUAACAAAUGUGUGUCUAUUACAGAAUGCAGCCAAACUAAUACUAAUGGAGGUUGCUUAUUAGGAAUUGAAGGUAAAUGUAUCAUGACAGUAAAUGAUAAAGAUGUUAAAGUUUGCACUACCUUUAAGAAAUGCUCUGAUGCUAAACUUAAAACUCACACUGAUUGUAAUACUGCUAAUAAUGGAUGCACUACUGAUGGUACUUAAUGCACUGAAUUGCUUGCCUGUAAAGAUUACAAAAUAUAAGAAUAAUGUUAUUUAGAUAUCAAAGGUGCUGUCUCUGUAAACAAUAAAAUCUCAUCAACUGGAAUAUGCAAAUGGGAUGGAUCCUGUAGAGCAUAAACCUGUGAAGAUUUAACUGGAACUACACAUUCCAUUUGUAAUACCCAAAUGAUGACUUGCACUUCAAAUGGAACUAACUGUUAUACUAUGGACAAGUGUUAGAAUUAUUCAACAAAGGAGUUAUGCAAUACUGCUCUCGGUUCAGAUGGUAAAUGCAUAUACUCUACUUCAAAUACCAAAUGCUAGCUUAUGGCUUGCAGCGAUAUCACCAAUAAUAUUUGUAAUAUUCUUGAUAAUUGUGUCACUGAUGGUACAAAAUGCAUUGCUAAAACAAACUGUGCUUCAUAUACAAGUCAAGUGUCUUGUGAAAUAUCAGGAACUGAUGGAACAUGCCUUUGGAAUGCAACCACUAAGAAAUGUGCUUUAUUUUCAGCUUGUUCUAUUGCUGCGGAUUAAAAUCAGUGCAAUAAGAUGAAUAAGGUAUGUAGUUGGGACACAACUUCAAACAAAUGUGUUGAUUUAACUUGCUAAAUCUAAUUUAAAUCCACCAAUAAUUGUGUUAACAUUUCCACUUGGAUUCCUUCAUAAAUUAGAACCUGCAGUCUUGUUAAUGGAGUUUGCUAAGAAAUUGAUGUUUAAGCCUAUGGACCUAGUGAAUGUUACUUAUUAACAUAAUACACAUACACAUACAAUACUUCUUUAUAAAAAUGCACCUAAUGUUCGACUACAACAACUAAUUAGACAAAUAACACUGUAAACGACACUGAUGAUACUGUAGAUAACUACUAAUAUUUAAUUGCUUUGGGAUUUUCAGUAUUAUCGUUAUUUUUAUUCUGA
Messenger RNA from Paramecium tetraurelia, 4671 nucleotides. RefSeq lists its product as uncharacterized. Lineage: Eukaryota; Ciliophora; Oligohymenophorea; Peniculida; Parameciidae. The record is from RefSeq and is a predicted model, not a curated record. The transcript has 2 exons.